This is a messenger RNA of Photinus pyralis (common eastern firefly), 1121 nucleotides long. RefSeq names its product protein NipSnap. The transcript has 5 exons. Gene Ontology annotation, cellular component: mitochondrion. The record is from RefSeq and is a predicted model, not a curated record. Lineage: Eukaryota; Metazoa; Arthropoda; Insecta; Coleoptera; Lampyridae. Bases 125 to 946 code for a protein of 273 amino acids.
AUUUGCACUACACGAUUAGUAGAUAUUGUGAUAAGGAUAACCUCUUCUAGUUCUAAUGCAAAAAUAAAAAUAAACUUUGACCAUUUGAGCACUAAAUAUAGCUCUAAAUUGCGAUUAUUCAAUAAUGGCUGGUAGCUGGCGACAUUUAAAUUUAAAAAUCGCACAAAAUGCCAGGAUAUUCUCGACGACUCGCCAGCAGAACGACUCGAAGGAUUCGUGGCUGUCGAAGUUGCUGGUGAGAAAAAUCGAGCCGACGAAAGAAUCGCACAGUCGCAUGCUAAGCGACAAGGAAGUCAUCUACGGACUGCAAACGCACAACUUUCGUGCCGACUCCCGCGACGAGUACAUAGCGAACAUAAAAAGGAAGGUCGAUUGGACAAAGGCACAGUCGCAGCUGUCCGAUAAGCUGGAGUUGAGCGCCUCGUGGACCGUGAGCGUCGGCGACCAGGAUCAGGCCCUGCACCUGUGGAAGUACACGGGCGGUUUCGAGGCGAUCGAUAACGCAAACGAAUUGUUCGCACACGACGAAGACUUCAAAAAGCUCAUAAAUGACGAAAACAAGCUGGUUCGUUCCCGGCACCUUCAGUAUUUGCUCGCGUUCAGUUACUGGCCGGCGAUAGUUCCGCGACCCGGCAAUCACAUCUACGAGAUACGCUCGUACGCGCUCAAGCCGGGCACGAUGAUCGAGUGGGGCAACAACUGGGCGCGCGCCAUUAACUACCGCCAGAACAACGCCGAGGCCUACGCCGGCUUCUUCUCGCAGAUCGGCCGACUGUACAACGUCCAUCACAUUUGGUGUUAUAAGAAUUUGAACGCAAGAAAGGAGACGAGAGAAAGCGCGUGGCGCUCGCCGGGCUGGGACGAGUGCGUUGCGUACACCGUGCCACUUAUUCGCGAGAUGCAUUGUCGAAUAUUAAAUCCUACCAGCUUUUCGCCGACGCAAUAGGGCCUUGUUUUUAGCAUUUUUAAAUGGUUUUAUCAAUUGCAGAAGUGGUCUUGUUAUUAAGACCGUUUUGCUUAGUAGUUAAGUACGCAUUUCUCGUUCAUUACCCCCUUUAUGACGACUGUAAUUUUGUAUGUAUUGGGUUUUGUUUAUUAAAUAUCAUUUUGUUGUGAAUUUA